UCUGACGACAUUCACUCUCGCCGGGCUCCUCUGUGCUUGUUCAACGCUCAUUCAAAAUCCCAACCGCGUGUUUGCGUUAACUGUUGCUUUAUGAAAAAGCCUGACUUCAGUGUAACUGUUUACAGACCCUGUGUAACACUGAACAUGUGAGCUACAACUUUCCCUGGCUUUUGGUGCUCGUUCAAACUUCUAAAUGCUAACGCGCGAUGCUAACGUUAGCUCCAUGAGAGCCUGUGCGCAGUAGUAAGGUAGUCCAGAUGACAGGGAGGGACCAGACUGAGGACAUGCAGGGCUCUGUCCGGUGGGCUUUUCGCUGCGGGUCGUGGACACCGAGCAGGUGUGAGUGGCUGUUCGCGGCUCGCUGCAUCCAGAGAGAGGAGAAAGACAGGAUAGGACAGUUUGUAUUUACCAAGGAUGCCAAGUCAGCCAUGGCCGGCAGGUUACUGCUCAGGAAGUUUGUCUGUGAAAGGGCAGGGAUUCCCUGGUCAGAGAUCAGACUGGAGAGAUCUACCAAAGGGAAGCCUUACCUGGCAGCUCCACUGAAGGUUGGUUCAGAUUCAGGUGAGGCCUGGAGCUUUAACCUUUCCCACCAGGGUGACUACGCUGUACUCGCUGCCGAGCAGGGGUUCCAGGUGGGAGUGGAUAUCAUGAAGAACACAAUGCCAGGUAGCAGCUCUGUGCCAGAGUUUUUCCGCAUCAUGACUCGUCAGUUUACUGCACACGAGUGGAGCAUCAUCCAAUCAGCUGGCUUGGAGCAACAGCGGCUUGCUGCGUUCUACCGCCACUGGGCCCUGAAGGAGAGCUUCAUCAAAGCCAUUGGCACAGGUCUAGACUUCAACCUGCAGAGGGUUGAGUUUCACCUGUCCUCUGAACCCGUCACACAGAGCCAAGUGCUGCGUCUGACCAAGAUGCAUCUCGACGAGAAAGAAGAGGAGGACUGGAUAUUUGAAGAAAGUUUGCUUGAUGCUGACCAUCAUGUUGCCGUCGCGCUCGGACCUGCGGACAAACCAGGUGUUGCUCGUCAUCCUUCAUCUCUACCUCCUCCCACCACUUUUACACUGCUGUCUUUCAGUGACCUCAUCGCCUCAGCCUCACCCCUGACAGAGGAAGACUCCACCUACUGGGACAGCUUUAAGACGAAGGCUGACGCUCCACAGAGACAGAGAGAGAUGCGCACGUCCAAAUAACCACCUGUCUCUCACUGACACUGAAGCUGCAACACAACAAGUCCAGUCGAGUUUAUUUAUGAAGCCAAGACUCUUAGGUUUGUCUCAGAGGACGUCAGAAACUACACAGCUUCUGACAUUUUCUAUUUGAAGUUGAUUAAUGCAGUGUUAUCUUCAGAAUUUCAGUUGGCUGCAGCUUUCUUUCACAAAUAAACAAUAAUAAUACAUCA
Molecule: messenger RNA, 1396 nt
Organism: Solea senegalensis (Senegalese sole)
Lineage: Eukaryota; Metazoa; Chordata; Actinopteri; Pleuronectiformes; Soleidae
Gene: aasdhppt
Product: aminoadipate-semialdehyde dehydrogenase-phosphopantetheinyl transferase
Exons: 7
Coding region: 258-1187 (309 amino acids)
Cellular component (GO): cytosol
Molecular function (GO): magnesium ion binding; holo-[acyl-carrier-protein] synthase activity
Source: RefSeq, a predicted model, not a curated record